Molecule: messenger RNA, 562 nt
Organism: Aspergillus uvarum CBS 121591
Lineage: Eukaryota; Fungi; Ascomycota; Eurotiomycetes; Eurotiales; Aspergillaceae
Exons: 1
Coding region: 284-472 (62 amino acids)
Source: RefSeq, a predicted model, not a curated record
UCGGCAACAAGCUCGCGGCUACUUACAAGUCAGUCUAGCUCGCCCAUGAUGUUGUUGAGCCAGCAUCCAGGUUGGCAUCGCGCGAUGGCGCUUCAGACCCUCCACGCGCGUGGGAAGUGGGCAAAAAGUGAGGAUCUACAGAGCACAUGGGUUGACUAGAGCUCGAAUCAUACUGCCCAUGCAUGCUACUACUGGCUUGCUGCAUGAACUAUGGAGUCAGCGGGUUCCCAUCUGAGUUCGCGCUUCUCAUGGCGAACCGCAAGCUUUUCUGAGGCGAGCGAAGAUGAUUCUUCUCACUCCGCUAGGAUUCUCCUCUUGGUGUGGACCAGCCGGAGUUUUGUUUUCCUUCCUCUUCUUUCUGUCCGCCACGACCCGCUUCCCCCAGGACCAACCCGACAUCGGUGAUAUGCACAAUUGUCUGUAUGAGGAAGCACCCCCCACCAAAAGGGAAAACUUUCAGUCCAGAGAAUAGGAACACAGGAAGCCAUUCAUCCCAAGAGUGAGAGACUGGAGUCGGGCAAGCCUACAAACCCAUCACACAAUUGCAUCAUCACAAGAGUUG